Messenger RNA from Thamnophis sirtalis, 3637 nucleotides. It is a transcript of the gene ADAMTS5, whose product is annotated as ADAM metallopeptidase with thrombospondin type 1 motif 5. Gene Ontology annotation, molecular function: zinc ion binding; metalloendopeptidase activity. Lineage: Eukaryota; Metazoa; Chordata; Lepidosauria; Squamata; Natricidae. Gene Ontology annotation, biological process: proteolysis; extracellular matrix organization. The record is from RefSeq and is a predicted model, not a curated record.
AUGCAACUGAAGAUUGUUUGCUCGCUGCUGCUGCCGCUGGCUGCAAGCUUACAAGCUGCCGCUGCUGCCGCCGCCAGAGUUUCCCCAGCAACUUCAGCACCUGCCUAUGAUAAAGCUUUGCAGCAAUCCAAAGCGGUUGCGGCGCCGGGAACGAUUCGGCUCCUCCGACCUUUUCUCCGGGAGCAGCGACCUAGCGGGAUAGUAGAAAGCAUAGACCAGACCUAUGCCGGAGGAGGCAAGGUGGGUUACAUCCUCUACCUGGAUGAGAAGCGCUUCCUUUUAGAUCUGGAGAAGGACGCGUUGCUUGGAACCACCAAGCAGCUGCUCCAGGGCAAGGGUCACUGCUACUAUCGGGGCACGGUGGAUGGGAGUGCCCAGUCUCUGGCAGUCUUCAAUCUCUGUGGUGGCUUAGAUGGCUAUUUUGCAGUCAAGCAUGCCCGCUACACGGUGAAACCUUUGCUCCGAGGCAAAGGUAUAACAGAAGAGGAAAAGGCUUCUCACGACUGGAUCUAUGGAGAUGUGUCUGGGCAGAUACUCCAUCUCUUCUUCAGGGAUCAUUUCAGCUUUGAAACACUGCCUUCCCGCCCCAGCUGUGAGACUCAUGGUUCUUCCAGGACCCCACUUUUGGAUGAAAAGGAACUGGCCCAAGGGCAGGAGGAGAAACUGGGAAUAGAUCUGACCACCAGAAUGGCACUUUCCCCUAUCACUUUUGCACCUCCUGUGGACUCUAGAAAAAGAAGGAAACGUUCUAUCUCUAGAGCCAGACAGGUAGAACUUCUCUUGGUGGCUGAUGACUCCAUGACCAAAAAGUAUGGCAAAGGCCUCCAACACUACUUGCUCACCUUGGCCACCAUUGCUUCUCGGCUCUAUGGACAUGCCAGCAUUGAGAAUCACAUCCGCCUGGUGGUUGUGAAGGUCGUGGUGCUGGGGGACAAGGAGAAAGGUCUAGAGAUCACCAAGAAUGCAGCCACCACACUCAAAAACUUCUGCAAGUGGCAGCACCAGCACAAUCAAUUGGAUGAUGAUCAUGAUGAGCACUAUGAUGCUGCUGUUCUUUUCACCCGUGAGGAUUUAUGUGGGCAUCAUUCAUGUGAUACUCUGGGAAUGGCUGACGUUGGAACCAUAUGCUCUCCUGAACGCAGCUGUGCAGUGAUUGAAGAUGACGGCCUUCAUGCGGCUUUUACAGUGGCUCACGAAAUUGGGCACCUCCUUGGACUUUCCCAUGACGACUCCAAAUUCUGUGAAGAGAACUUUGGUUCCAUGGAAGAUAAGAGACUUAUGUCUUCCAUCUUAACAAGCAUUGAUGCUUCCAAACCAUGGUCCAAAUGUACUUCAGUAACGAUAACAGAAUUUCUGGAUGAUGGGCACGGUAACUGUUUACUGGAUCAACCACGAAAACAUAUCUUAGGUCCCGAGGAGCUUCCAGGACAAACAUAUGAUGCCAUUCGCCAAUGCAAGCUGGCAUUUGGACCUGAAUACACAGUGUGUCCUGGAAUGGAUGUGUGCUCUCGUCUGUGGUGUGCCGUCGUUCGCCAAGGUCAAAUGGUGUGCUUGACCAAGAAGCUUCCUGCUGUGGAGGGGACACCAUGUGGAAAAGGAAGGAUCUGCCUACAAGGGAAAUGUGUUGAUAAGACAAAGAAAAAAUAUUAUUCAGCUUCAAACCAUGGCAACUGGGGAUCCUGGGGACCAUGGGGACAUUGCUCUCGUUCAUGUGGUGGAGGUGUCCAAUUCACCUAUCGGCACUGCAAUAACCCAGCACCUAGAAACAACGGUCGAUAUUGUACAGGAAAACGCGCUGUCUAUAGGUCCUGUAACAUCAUGCCCUGUCCUGCCAAUGCUAAAGCUUUCCGCCAAGAACAAUGUGAAGCAAGAAAUGGUUACCAAUCAGAUGCAAAAGGUGUCAAAACUUUUGUAGAAUGGGUCCCAAAAUAUGCAGGAGUGCUCCCAGGAGAUGUUUGCAAGCUUACCUGCCGAGCUAAAGGAACUGGCUACUAUGUAGUUUUUUCUCAAAAGGUGACUGAUGGAACAGAAUGUAGGCCAUAUAGCAAUUCAGUAUGUGUCCGUGGAAAAUGUGUACGAACUGGAUGUGAUGGCAUUAUUGGUUCAAAACUCCAGUAUGAUAAGUGUGGGAUUUGUGGUGGAGACAAUUCCAGUUGCACAAAAAUUAUAGGACACUUUAAUAAAAAGAGUAAGGGCUAUACAGAUAUUGUUAAAAUACCAGAAGGAGCGACACACAUCAAAAUACGACAGUUCAAAACGAAAGACCACAGUAGAUUCACUGCUUACUUGGCUUUGAAAAAGAAAAAUGGUGAAUAUCUUGUCAAUGGAAAAUACAUGAUCUCAACUUCAGAGACCAUCAUUGACCUCAAUGGAACAGUUAUGAACUAUAGUGGCUGGAGUCACAAAGAUGAUUUUUUGCAUGCCAUGGGACAUACAGGCACCAAGGAGAACUUGAUAGUACAGAUUCUUGCAACAGAUCCAACUACACCAGUGGAUGUCCGCUACAGUUUCUAUGUGCCAAAGAAGCAAACCCAAAUGACAAAUUCUGUCACUAACAACAGUAGUAACAAAAUUAGUCCAUCACUUGCUGAACCCCAGUGGAUAACUGGACCAUGGCUUUCUUGUUCUCGAACAUGUGAUACAGGGUGGCAUACAAGAACUGUCCAGUGUAAAGAUGGGAAUGGAAAAUUAGCUAAAGGCUGUCUUCUGUCUCAAAGACCUUCAGCAUUCAAACAAUGUUUAUUUAAAAAAUGUUAACCUGUGGUUACCGACUUCUUCAAAAGGAGUCUUCUUGAAUCUUAUUUGGCAUAUUGACAUAAGAUCUACCCAGAAACAAAAGGAAGACAAUGCAUCAAUAUUCUCUCAUAUUCUUGGCAAUUGUUCUUGGUAGGACAUGCCUAUUAGGACCAAAAGGAGAUAUGAGCUGGUCCUAUGAGGUGAUCUCAAUAUGUCAAAAGCACUAAGUGUUAGCUGUUACGAGCCCUUUGUAUCUGCAAAUAAGAGGAUAAGCCAGUGGAGAAGUUAUAAUGGGAUAUCCAGUUACAGAAUCAUCUCCCUUUUCUCACCUACCUCUAACAUAGGAUGUCUUUAGACACUUGUCAAAAUUACCCAUGAUUCUACAAUAGCUUCUUUUAUACUAUUUGUAAAUAUCUUUGCUUUGGUAUGUCACUUUAUAUCACUUGAUUUUCUUACAACGAACAGCAGCCUUUAUGUUUAACACAAGUGAUUGACCAAAGUACUAGUACGCCUGCAGCCACUGUUGACUCAUAUGCCUUUCUUAAAAUAAAAAAAAAGUGGCUGUUAGUAUUUUACUGGAAAACUAAGAGGUUGCUGCUUUAAAGAAAAAAAGUAAUAUCUUUCUGACAACAGGAAAUACAUUUCUAUUCUAAAAAUUUCCUGACAAUAGAAUUUAUUCUAUAUUAAUGCCUUUCUGAUGAGGAAUUUUUAUAGGCACAGUCUGCAGCAGUAGAAAAGGAAAAAAGGCUGCCAGUAUGAUGCUUUAAAAUUUGAAAAAGAAAUGUAUUUUAUUUUAUCCAUGUAGAACAAGAGUCCUCAACCCCCGGGCUGUGUCCCAUUCAGAACCAGGCCACGGAAGUGUGCCUGCUGUUCAUGUGGAACCAUCCUUUCCCCCACUACC